AUGCCGGGGUCUGUGAGAGGAGUGCGUCGGCUGGCCAAAGAAAUCCGUAAAGAACAAGCUGUGCACACAGCCAGAUUGGAAGAAAUUAUCCGAGCAUAUGGGAAGCUCGCAAUUAAGAAUGAUAUUCUCCAGCAUGAGGUUACUGGGUUGCGUGCAGCGCUUGUGGAAGAGAAGAAAAAGCGGAAAAGAGGCAAAGGUAUGGGACUUUUUGAUAAAGAACGGCCUGGAGAAGCACAAUUCUUUACGCCAUCAAAGGUUGCAGUAGUUAGACAACGAGCAGAAGAGAUAGAGACUGAAAGCCAACUGCAAAAAUCUCUUGCAGAGGAAAAGAGGAUCCAGCAAGCACGAGAGAAGGAGGAGAAAGCCCUGGCAAAGGUGGAAAAGGCACGAGAGAGAGAGGCAAAGAAACAAGCCAAAAUUGCGGAGCGCGAACAUGCUACAAAACAGAAGGAAGAGCGCAAAGCUGAAAAGCUUGUUUUAAAGCAAAUCCAGCUUGAAAACAAGGCUCGAUUAGCUGCUGAGCAAGAGGCUUGGAAAAAGCGGAGUGGAGAAGAUCUAGGAAAACCAGUGGUAAAAAAGCAUAAGAUUACAACUCAGGAACAGGCAAAGGCACCUAAAAAAGUGACUCAAAUAGAGAAGCAGGCUUUAAAGAAUCGGGCUAUGGCAGCAAAUUCGUCUGCAGAUGUUUGUGGAUCAGAUUGCAGUGGGUCAAAUCAGGAUGGGCAGGUUUUGAGGGUUUCGAGGACCGGGCACAAAAUCGCUCCCCCACAGCGGUUUUUAGACUAA
Westerdykella ornata is the source of this 786-nucleotide messenger RNA. RefSeq lists its product as uncharacterized. The coding region runs from base 1 to 786 and encodes 261 amino acids. The record is from RefSeq and is a predicted model, not a curated record. The transcript has a single exon. Lineage: Eukaryota; Fungi; Ascomycota; Dothideomycetes; Pleosporales; Sporormiaceae.